Messenger RNA from Paramuricea clavata, 3495 nucleotides. The record is from the annotation of a GenBank genome assembly. Lineage: Eukaryota; Metazoa; Cnidaria; Anthozoa; Malacalcyonacea; Plexauridae.
ACAAACAUGUCGCUAACUGGAAUACUACUUGAUGUUUCUUGGUCUAUGCAGAGGUACAUUAGAAGCGGUAUUGAUGAAGAAGGUGGACCUUGGGCUCAGUCUAUUUUUAAUGUUAUCGACGACCUUAUUGAACAUGAACUUACGCCUGAGAAUCGUGUUUUUGCUAUAGGUGUUGGUGCUAAAUGUCCCGGCCAAGAAACAUUUGAUGUUAUUGAAACCCUUCAGCCAAAUGAAAACACAAACAGGCCUGCAACUGAAGACCACAUCAACGAGAUCUUUGAUUUUCUCGAGAGAAACGGUGCACUCAACAUACGUAAAUGGACUUGUAAAACUGAUGUUAAACUGAUUCAAGAUGUACUAUCUGAAUAUAUGGCAAAAUUGACUCUGCAAGAAUUUAAGUCAGACGAACAGUUUGUCAAAAAAUUUGUGGAUGAGUUUUUACCACCCGGUUGUCGAGACACAGUACCUACAUCACCUCAUGCCGGCGGCGUGCUAUCCAAUCUACGUAAAGCAGCGAACAUGGUAGGGAAUGCUACUAUAUGGGCUGCUAGUUGUUUUAGAUUAGCUACAAGAGAGGAUAUCGAAGAAGUUGUAAGAAAGACAAAAUGCUAUUUUGAAGAUGCGUCUCGUGUUUUAGAAACCCGCUCUAAAUUCAGCGUGGAAUAUACCCCUUGUAUUUUAGAAGACGUAGGAAUCUACUCUAUAUUCAGUGUGCAAGAUGCCUCCCGCAUUAUUCGUGGAUGCGUCGGUGAGAAGGGACUUAACGAACUUUCUAAAAAGCGAAAGCAAGAAUUACUUGAAAAGGUCGAGCCUCUCAUUUACGGCAGAACGCCGUUGUAUGAAUCUCUCGAAAAGGCAAUAACGCUUUUUGAAAGAGACGCUUCUGAGACCAAAUUGCUUUUCGUGCUAUCAGAUGGACUGCCUACAGAUGGCAAUAAUCAAGAUAGCAUCAAGAUCAAGCAAAUUACCUCCAAGCUGAGAGAAGCAAAAGUCAACGUAGUGUCCUGUUUCAUCUCUACAUCCACAAAUAUCGACCCAAAACGUUUGUACAAUAAAAUUCCACCUAUUUGGGAACCUGGAGGCAAGGGUUGGGAACUUGGAGCCAAGUUUCUGUUUGCGUUGAGCUCUGAAGUACCAACACAGCAUCUGCCACAAGCCAUUUUGGUCAAACGUGGUUGGACGAUCGAUAUCGCCAACAAUGAAACAAAGUUGUUCAUGCAAGUCAACCAUCCGGAUAACUUAAGGUAAAUUUCAACAAGGCUUCCUCUAUAGCUAUCUAAUAACAUUCGGAAAAUGAAUAAUGUGCAUGGUGGCGGGGCUCGCAUGGAAAUUCGGGGCAACUUGGUCGCCAGUUUAUAUGUUUAGAAAGGCCAUGCGUGGCCAAUCUGUGCCGCAUUCCUUCCAAAGACUUCUGGCAUUCAUGUCGCGUGUAAUAACGUUGAUAACAGUAAUCUUGUACCCCAGUGAACUAAACAUAACUGGAACGGUAACUUUUGGGAUGCCAUUUUUUUCUUGAAGCCAGACACGCGUGCCUGGGGGUUGAGACCCGCGUCAAGUUAUGCCUCGCGAUUCUCUCGCGAGACCAGUACAGGGAGCGAGCAUGCCGUUUUAAUAAGAAAAAAUAAAAAUAAAGUCUACUAGGAAGUUUUACUUAAAUGAAUGCAUUUUUUGCUGAUUGGCUAAAAUAAACGGCAAAGAAACGUUUAAAAUUAAUGCUACAUGAUUGGAAAAGAUGCAGCAGCCUUCAAUUUUUAAAAUAAAGCUAGGAUGUCCUGCAUAACGAAGGGAUUAUAAAUAGUAUAUCGUAUUUCACUCCUAACUUGAUUAAUUGUUAGCAGACAGUUUUUCAAGUUCGCGCAUAUUUUGGAUGCGCAGUAGAACCGUGACACUGCCCCUUUAAUAGAGCCGCUUUUCAAGAAUAUAUAUUCAUGUUGACGGAUUGACCGCGCUCAUCGCAUGCAUGCAUCUUCAAGUUUGGCUUCAAAUUUUCGGUUGGAGGUAGCGUUCCAGUUAUAUUCAUUUCACUGUUGUACCAAGAGUAUGCCCGUUCGCAGGUUAGGUACCGUUAUACAUUAUUGUGCUAUACGAGAUUGUGUUAAAAGCGAAAUUUCCAUAUUAUAUCCCAAAUAAGACAUUUUACCUGAAUAGUUUCAGAUUACAAUAAUGUAAAAACCCUAAUUUAAUGUUUAGGACCAUAUAAUUGCCCUAGCCGAUGACCUGUUUAAUGACUGUGAUUGCUAAAGUCUAACUUAUCUAACUCUGUUGCACAAGUAUACAACGCAACCAGUUGCCCAGGGAUCUAGAGCGCUUAAACACAAUUCUGACUUCGAUGUAAUCACUUUCAGGGAAGCAUGCCAAAUGGCCAAAGAUGUCGCUUGUUCCGCAGAUACAUUAUCAGAAUUGCUGGUAUCUGUUGACCUCGACAUAUACAUCAGCCAAACCACGAUCGAUUUUAAAGCGAAGGAACAAGAGGGAGGAACCUGCUACGCAAAUGCAUCUGCUGCUGUGCUUCAUUUGGCAAUGCAACGAAUUCUCGGUCGAGAAGGCGGAUAUCCAGAUUUUCACAAGUUGAAAGAUGAAAUGAUCAAAGCCUAUGGAAUCGAUGGUGCAAAUACCAGUAAAGUUCUGCAGAAAAUAUGCCCAAGGUAUCGUUUACACAGCCAAAACGUUUACAUCAAGGAAGCGAUGGAAGCUGUUGUCAAGAAGCGUCCCGUGGUAGCAAGAUUUCGUCUAACGGGCGACGAAUGGAAGGCUUUUUCAAAUUUUUACGAGAAUAAUCCAACAGGAAUACUCACGCAAAAUGAACUUGAUGUUCGUAAGCGUCCUACAAGUCCUCCGCCUCCCACUUCUGGCCAUGCUGUCGUUUUGACCAGUUACAACAGCAAGUGUUUGACCUUCAUGAAUUCCUGGGGACAAAAGUGGGGCGACAAUGGAUUCUUCAGAGUACAAAAUGCAAAAGUCCUUCAACUGAAAUUCUUCGACGUUUACUGGACGUUGAAUGACUUGACUGAAGGAGAGAAAGAGUAUUAUCAUCAACAUGGAUCUGAAGUUGCUGCAAAGUUGGUGAACUCGUUGAAAGGCUUGCAAAAAGCGGAAUACACCUGCCCAGAAUGUGAUCAAACAUCGUUGGUUACUGAAUUCUCUGGAACGCUGUCGAAAGUUCAGUGUCCGAAAUGUUUGCGCGAAUUUUCAACCAACGAUAACGCAGGGAAUAUUCUGGCACUAAAUAUGUACUUGACAUCUUUGAGCAAAUGACUCAUGUGCUCUGUAUAUUGAGAGGACGGAGAGGUAUAUUACUUGAAAAAGCUUUGUAAUCCAUAAAAAGUUUCAUUGUAAUCUAUGGUAUAGCAUUGUAUUUUUAGUCCUGAAUUAUAUAUCUCCGAUGAGUAGAUAGCUGUGCUCGGUAUAUCGAGGGUAUAUUACUCGAACAUUUAUUAUUGUCUAUAUAUAAUUUCACCAUGUUGUAAUCUAUAGUAAUUGAUUGUAAUAUAGCCA